AUGCAUCCUUAUACAUCAAACUAUCCUGUCCCACCGUAUCCAUCAUUAUCAUCAUUUGUCCAUCCACUCAUACCGUCAGCCAAUACGAAUGUUAUGACAUCGUUUCCAUUUUUUCAUGGAUCGCCUGAUCGAUUUACGGAAUUCCUUCUCGAUUCUCGGCAUCCACGUAAACAGCGUCGAUCUCGUACGGCUUUUACAAGCCAACAGUUACAUGCAUUAGAACGAUGUUUUGUUAAAACUCACUAUCCUGAUGUUGUCGUGCGAGAAAAACUUGCUCUUUAUACAAAUCUACCUGAAGCUCGUGUUCAAGUCUGGUUUAAAAAUCGGCGAGCCAAAUAUCGGAAGAAACAAAAAAUACUAAUUGAUACGUCCAAAAAACUAACAACGGUUGUCAACGAUAUUCAAUCAAGUGACGACGACGAUGAGGAUGAUGAAUCGAACUUAAAACAUGAUCCGAUAAUGGUCAAUAUUAAAAAUACAGACGCACCAAUAAUACAGACAUCAUCGACUUUAAUGUGUCAUCAAUUAUCAUCACUCGGUCGAAUGUCGUCCUAUGCAUUGAACAAUGAACAGCACUUCAAAGCCGAUUCAUCAAUAUACAAUUUUUCUACUAAUGAUGAACAAUCGAAAUGGCGUCCAAACUCAUUGAAAUAUCAUAUUGAAAGUUUAUUACAGUAA
Molecule: messenger RNA, 678 nt
Organism: Rotaria socialis
Lineage: Eukaryota; Metazoa; Rotifera; Eurotatoria; Philodinida; Philodinidae
Source: the annotation of a GenBank genome assembly